CGUGUCGCCGGUAGAUGUGUCAGUGGUGAAGAAGAGACAAUGUCUCCAGCUCAGUGUUUGAGAGAGUUGGUCACCGAGCAACUAACUGCUGCAAAUAUUGAGAGUCUAUGAAAAAAGUGUCGUCGCGUACGAGGAAGAGAUCGACCGUCAGCGCAGACUGCUGGACAUGGUCUGGAGACCCGAGAGGAAGCUCCACAGGACCCAGCUCCCACAGCAACAUGUCUGUCAGGAGGAGGAGGUUCUUUCUGAGCAGCAGCUCUAUGACGAGGAGAGGAACUCCAGUCUGGACCAAGAGGAGCCAGAGCCUCCACAGAUGAAAGAGGAGCAGGAGGAACCAAUCAGCAGUCAGGAGGGAGAACAGCUUGUACUGAAGCAGGAGGCUGAGACAUUUAUGUUGACUCCUACGCAUGAGGAAAGUGAGCACAGUGAACCAGAACCAAACAGUGACCAGCAGCUCCUCUCUCACUACUCUCCAGUAGCUGAGAGCCAAGAUCAGAGAGGAAGUGAGCAUGUGGAGCCAGUAUCAACUAGAAAUGAAGAGACAAAGACAAAGAGAAAUAAGCAAUGUUACAACAUUUGCAACAACUGUGGGAAACGAUUCAAUCAGAAAACACAUUUGAUUGAGCAUUUGAAAAUCCACACAGACGAAAUGCCAUUUACAUGUGAGAGUUGUGGGAGAGCUUUCAGACAAAGUGUUGACUUGAAAAUCCACAUGAGAACCCACUGGGGUGUGAAGCCUGUGAAACACCUGUGGGAAAAGAUUUAUGCAACAGACCUCACUAAAUAAUCAUGCAAGAACCCACACAGGCGAGAAACCAUUCCCCUGCAACAUGUGUGGGAAAAGAUUUAUCCAACAGACCUCACUAAAUAAUCAUGCAAGAACCCACAUCGGAGAGAAACCCUAUACCUGCAACACCUGUGGGAAGAGAUUCAUGCAAAAGACCUCAUUGGAUAAUCAUGAAAGAACCC
Molecule: messenger RNA, 969 nt
Organism: Scophthalmus maximus (turbot)
Lineage: Eukaryota; Metazoa; Chordata; Actinopteri; Pleuronectiformes; Scophthalmidae
Product: zinc finger protein 260-like
Exons: 3
Coding region: 167-787 (206 amino acids)
Biological process (GO): regulation of transcription by RNA polymerase II
Cellular component (GO): nucleus
Molecular function (GO): RNA polymerase II cis-regulatory region sequence-specific DNA binding; DNA-binding transcription factor activity, RNA polymerase II-specific
Source: RefSeq, a predicted model, not a curated record